Molecule: messenger RNA, 1020 nt
Organism: Cheilinus undulatus (humphead wrasse)
Lineage: Eukaryota; Metazoa; Chordata; Actinopteri; Labriformes; Labridae
Exons: 10
Coding region: 1-1020 (339 amino acids)
Source: RefSeq, a predicted model, not a curated record
AUGGCUGCGCUUCCUGUUAAUCUGUCUUCCUGUGUUUAUGAUGAUGAUAAGAAUGCUGCUGCUGCUGAUGGACCAAAGGUGACAUCUAAGCAGGCUCCAGCACCAGAAGAAGAGAUGGCUGCGCUUCCUGUUAAUCUGUCUUCCUGUGUUUAUGAUGAUGAUAAGAAUGCUGCUGCUGCUGAUGGACCAAAGGUGACAUCCAAGCAGGCUCCAGCACCAGAAGAAGAGAUGGCUGCACUUCCUGUUAAUCUGUCUUCCUGUGUUUAUGAUGAUGAUGAGAAUGCUGCUGCUGCUGCUGAUGGACCAAAGGUGACAUCUAAGCAGGCUCCAGCACCAGAAGAAGAGAUGGCUGCACUUCCUGUUAAUCUGUCUCCCUGUGUUUAUGAUGAUGAUGAGAAUGCUGCUGCUGCUGAUGGACCAAAGGAAUUUACUAUCAGAGGGUCAUCCCUGGUGGAUUAUUCUGACACUGAUGAAACCGAUGAGGAUUGUUUAAAUGACCAGCCAUUGGGUCCACACUGUGAUGAAGUUGUUCCAAAGUUGAGAAGGACAAAAAGCAUUCUGAUGAAAAAAGUUCCAGAUUUUUCUGAUGAUCUCUACGAUUCAAGUGACGACAGUACAGAGGGCCCUUCAGCUCAGUCCAAGUCUGAGAUGGCUUUACAAAGGAUGCAUAAAUUAGAAGAUUUCGGUCAACCUCUCAGUGAUUCAGAUGAGAGUAUUGUGGAAGACACCGAUUAUGAGGAUUCUAUAAAGGAUUAUUCUGAUGUGCAAUCAGACAUUGAAGUUGUUCCAAAGCUGAGAAGGGCAAAAAGCAUUCAGAUGAGAAAAGUAUCCAAAUAUUCUGAUGCCCUCUACAAUUCAAGUGAUGACAUUACAGAGGACACAUCUACUUGGUCUAAGUCUGAGAUGGCUUCACAAAGGCCAAAGAGAGGCUGCGUCCAUCCUAGACUGUUGAAAUUGAAGCUUGUUCACAAGAGGACAUGGAAGAUGCCAGCAUGGCAGAAGGCCAGGGUCGGAAGAUGA